AGUCUAAACGGAGUCUUUAAGCGAUGUAGUUGAUUGUUAAAUGUCAAAUGUUUUGUGUAACAAAAUUAAACAGAAAAGUCAUUCAGUUUUGAGGAAACAAUUUAUGAUUUUGUUUCUCCUUUUCGAUACGUAUAAUUGAAUGGUGAAUACAUUCUGAGCGAAAUUCUCGUCUAUUGUAUGAAGAAAGAAAAUUAAAAUAAGAAAGAAACGUGUUUUGACCAACACUGAAGUGUUAUUCUUUUCGGGCGAGUGUUACAAAAUGCAUUAAAAAAUUCAUUCCGCAAAUGUGACAUGACGGAACGAAUGUGAAAUGUGCGCUUUUAUACGAAUUUUGUGUCAGUUUUGUGUGUGUGAAAAAGCAAUCUUUGCCUCUAUUAAAUGGAUUAUACCGAAAAGCUCAACGGAUUAAAAGGAUAACGAUCAUUGCAAAAGAUAAAAAAAAACAGUCAAACGAGUCAUUCGUUUUUCUGAAAAACGAUCUUCGAAUAUUCGGCUUUUCAAGUACAUCACCCGUCGUUCAUAAUACACAAAUUUACAUGUGAAAUUACCGGUUAAAACGCAUUCAGAAUAACGAAAUUUUUGAAAUAAAUACAUAAAAUUUGCCUCAAUUGCCAGUGUGAAAUUCGUGUGCUUUUCAAACGUAUGUUUUGUUUGUUAUUUUCACCGAAGUGAUAAUUAAUAUAAAUUUUUUUUUUUCUUCCACCGCAAUUCUGUGCUUGUUGUAAAAUUUACACAUGAAAAGAGAAUGAGAACACACAAGUGUAUUUGAUCAAUUAAUAAUAUGGAAUGAAACGAAUUUCAAAAGUUUUUUUUUUUUUAAAUUUUGAGCUUGGUAAUUAAUAAGUCAAUGUCUUAAUUCUAAUGCCCCCGUUGCAUAAGUGUAAAAAAGUAGUGAAUUAUAAAAAAAAUUAAAAAAGUGAUAUAAUUUGAAGCGAAAAGUUUAAGUGUUGGAUAAAUAAACCGAGGAAGAAUUAAUAUUCUGACACAAGAAGAAAAAGUACAAUCUCAGUAAAAACGGAUUAAUUCUGUGCUGCAGCAACAUUUUUAUUUUUAUGUUAAAUGGGAAGCACAGAUCUUCAGAGAAGGAUUUGAACUACUUUUAACUGAAUUCAAUGGAGGAAACUGACUGUUAUUGGUCUCCAUACAUCAAGAGGAAAAUAAAAGCAUAAAAAUUUUCCGUCGCAAGGUAUGUUGGGAACAACUGGUGGUCGUUUUUUAGGACCAUCUGGGUCGCAUCCUCAUCGAAAUCUAUGGCCAUUGCACUCUGGACGUGGAUUGGAUUUUCAAGCGAAUGGAGAAGUGACGGAAUCCAUAUUUGCAGCAGGUUAUAAUACACCUCCGACAAAUUCGCCAUUUAUGUCAUUAUCACCACUUGAAUUAGUCAGCAAAAAUUUCCAUUCAGGAACGGUAGCUUUUAGCCAAGCGAACAGCAUUUUUGUUCAAUCGCAGACAGACUUUUUGGGUGGAACUGUAGCAACUAAGAAAACGGAAACAUCAUUUGGACGAUGGGAGCACGGAAUAGAACCAUUACAAAUUCAGGUGCCUCCAUUAACAUCAAUUGCAAGUGUACCCAUUAAAUCUGAUCGCAAGACUUCCACCAGUGCCCUAUGCGGCAAAACCGAUGGAAUCCAUCACAAUUCAAAUUGCAAUUCUUCAACCAAUCUGUCAAACCAUUCUCGUCACACCGACAUUUUAACGAAUAAAAUUCGAACGAAUGAUAUAAGCUCUGGCUGCAGUCGUACCAUUCCAAUUUCAUGGACAUCUGCCGCAUCAUCUUCAACAAAUAAUAUUGUGGAUAGUCGAAAUAUUGGUUGUUCUCUGUUACAGAUAAAACGGGAACCUUGUCAGGUAUCCGAGAUAACCACAUCAAAUAACCUUGGACCCACACCGCUAACAGCUGUGAUUAAAUUAGAAUCACAUUCGCCGAAACGCACAAUGGACAACAUGCAAAAUGCAGCACAAAGUGGUAUACCUGUGGGUAUUGCAGUUGCACGACAGCGUUUACAAGAACAUGCCCAACAACAACAUCAGCCGAAAGAAAUAAAUCGUUUUGGUAUUGGGAUUGCGACUGAUUUAGGCGGCGCAACAUCAGCAUUCAGUCAAAACAUGUUCUUCACAGGAACUAAUUCAGCCAUGAUUCCCUUUUCUUCAGAGGCCGUAACAAUGGGUGUAUCGAAUGUUCAAAAUGCUGUCAGGACGCCACCUACAUUGUGGCAAUAUCCGACAUCACUUCCUGUUGAAUCAAUGGUUCCAAUGCCAAUUCCACCUGUAGGAUUUCAAUUGGUACGUGAUCCAUCAUCGGGACAGUUUAUGUUUCUACCGACAGCAACAUCUCUGGAUAAAUUGUAUAUCUCUUAUCCAGAACCUUUUCAACAAGCUGUUGUAUGGCCCUCCUAUCAGCAACAGUUGCAAACUCCUCACUUGUUAAUGCCUCCGAUGGCUCCGCUCUCCCAGCAAAUGCAACCGCCUCCAUUAGCACCCAUCCAAUUAUUGGGUACAGAUUACUUAGGUGGUGCUACAUUACAUCAGCACACCCAAACACACAGCACCCGAUUGGUAGCGCUUACUUCGGACAAUAAAAGAAAGUCUGCCAUGUCCAAUCAACUUCCAAUACCAGCAACGUUAAUCAAAAUCGAAGAUUGUAGUAGUGCUUCCAAUGGCAAUACCACAACAUCCGCCCAUCAUCAACAAUCUCAUAUGUUCGAUCCAUGCAAGUCAACAUCCAUACAAACGAUAGCAACGUCUGUACAGACCAGCAUGACACCGGAACUAGAAGCUCACCAUCAAAUGUAUUAUCAGUCGGAAGGGAGCCUGAUUCAAAUUGCUUCGCAUAAUAAUCCGUGUGGAAGCAUGAUUGAUGACAUUGAGACUCGUUCGUUUUCGCCUCUGUCAGACCGGAGAGAUAUGAGUCCCGUUAAUGAUCAUUUGGAAAGUAGCACGCCAUCAGUACCAGAAGUUCAAGAUGCUCAUAUCCAAACCGAUACACCAGUUAUGAGUGAGGACGACACAACCGGUGAAGAUUAUUGCACAUUUCCGUCAAACGCUAGUCCCACAAAUGAUUCAUCUGCUAUUACUACAUCCGUUGCGUUCAACGACAUGUGCCAUAAUGUGUCCAGUCUAUCCGAAGUCGAUACAUCUCACCCACUUAAUCAACAAGACCUGAAUAGCACUAAAACAACCGAAACCAGUUUCGAUAGCAACACGACCGUCACAUCGUCCAUAGUCAUUGAGGAAAUUUCUAUCCGUCAGCCAGAUCCGAUAGUUUUAUCAUCCUAUGAAUCAUCCGAAUCAAUCGAUACGGAUCAUCAGCCUAUCAAUAAUUUUCCACAGAAAUUGCAUGCGCCUGACUUGAGUGGAUUGGAACUACUAUCCAAUAGCAUCGAAGCAUUCGAAAAGAAAACGUUCAUUAAACAAGAGCCUAUCGAAAAGGCUGAUAUGGUGUACAACGUCGACACUUCGCUUACACAAACUGAACCCAUCGAUUGCUCUAUGCAACCCAAAGAGUACAUUCCAAGUAACGUAACGGAACCACUGGGCGGCUUGAAUCUGUUGUGUGCUUUAGCUGAGCAACGGUUUCAGGAAGAGGUGGGUCAGCGCAGUCGAAAACGGUCCACAUCCACAGACGGAUCGGAGUCGAAGCGUCAUAAGAAGCAUCAUAAAGAUAAGCAAUCGAGCAAGAAGAAGAAAUCGAAACAUGACAAAGAGCGCCGCGGCAGUCGAAGCAAGCACCAGCAAUCUGAUGAUGAUGAGGAUUUUGUUGAGAAAAAUUUGAAUGAAACCUUUAACCGGGUCAAAGCUUCGUAUCAACGACAGUGUUCCUGCAAAAAGGCUACCGGUGAGAUCGACAGUUGUUGUCACGAAAAAUGUAAUUUUCCGACACCCGAAGAGGUGUACAGUGCGAUGCAUACGGACAUGAAACAAAAACUGAAUGCCAUCGCAAAAGAAUUCCAAGAAGAGAAACGAAAACUGAAUGAAAUCAAAAAUUUGGACAAAGCCAAUCAUUCCAGGGAAUCAACACCCUCAUCGUCAUCAAAAUCAUUUUCAUUCGACAGCGAACAGUCCCCAAAAACGGAAUUGAUCUCACCGAACAUCAGUUCGUCGUCACAGUCGGAAACGUUUCCAGCGGACUCGUCGAAAAUGCACAGUGACACGGAAUCGAUGAGAUUCGACGAAGCUGACACAUCAUCCGCGUGCAAACAGCGUAAACUUGAUGUCGUUGAUUCGUCCUCACUGACUACAAUGAAAGCGAAAAGUUUGGUCGGUUACAUCUUUGCGUCGAAGAAGCGGCUCAAUGAUUCAAAAACGGACAACAGCUCAUCCAUGACUGACGAGACUAGCCAAUCGGAUAUAAACUCUAUAAAACAAGAAGUGCCCGACGAUGAGGAGCUGUCACAGGAAGCAUUAUUCGGCCGAACGAAACGAGACUAUAAAGUGUUGAAGUCGAAACACAAAAAAUCGAAAAGUAAGGAUCGUAAGCACAGGCGAUCAUCCGAAUCGAAGAGUAAGAAAAAAAGAAUCGAUGCGAGAUGUACACUGACUGGUGAGCAUUUGGACAGUCUAUCGUCUACGUCAAAGCAAAGAGUAUUGACCGCCAUGGGUGGAUUAUUUUACGCUGGAAGUCUCAGUCCGGUUCAACCACCAGAUGUUUAUUCAGUUACUUUGGAUGGUGAGCGUGGAAAUCGUCCACAUAUAAUGUCCAGAGAAGAGAUCCUAAGAGAUGCGAUUCUUGAGGUCGCUCCACAAUCAGUUUCCGAGGUUCCGCCAGGCUCUCGUUUAUGUGCGUAUUGGAGUCAACAGUAUCGUUGUCUGUAUCCGGGAACAUCAGCCCAUCCGAGUAGCAGUGACUAUGAAUUCGAUCCAAAGUUUAUUGCUGUCGAAUUUGACGAUGGAGACAGUGGUCGCAUUGCUAUCGAAGAUAUCCGAUACUUGCUAUCUGACUAUCCGAUUGUUGACUAUGAUCCGAAUCCUCUGCUGACAUUGGGUAAACGAAAGCAACGCUCCAGCCAUUCCGAAACGUAUGCAACAUCGGAAGGCACGAAUGAGCCAACCACCAGUACAAAUUGUUUUAGUAUUUUUAAGGAUAAAAUGAAAGCGGAAGGCAAAGAAGCGCAAAAGGAACGUCGUCGUCUCAAGAAAAUCCGUAAAGACAAGAACAAGGAAGAGAACAGUGUUGACAAAAAGCAUAAACAUAAGCACAAGUGUAGCGACGAGUUUUGCAAGCACCGGAAACAUAAGAAACGAAGGAAGCACAAGAAACACUAUCAUCGAGACGCUGAGUCGGCCGUCGAGGUCAAAAGCGAAGCGAAAGAUGACGAAAUUCUAUCGCAAGAGGACAAUGUAUCGCAGACAGAUGAUUCGAACGAACAGAACGAUGAGGUGUUUAAGCCGGAAAUUAAAGAAGAAACGAUGACUGAAGAAGAGGCCACUUCGUCAGUGACAGACAGUUCAGGAUCAAACUAUCAACCAACGAAAAAGAAAGAACGCCAAAACUCUGCGGAAAAUCAUAGCAAAAUUGCUGCAUUCUUGCCGGCAAGACAACUGUGGGCCUGGUCGGGCAAAGGAAUUAAACGAUCUGGAGCUAAAGGCCGUGGCAAAAAGCAAUUUUAUCGAACCAUCCAACGAGGAAGGGAAACAGUUAGCGUCGGCGACAGUGCCGUAUUCCUAUCAACCGGGCGACCCGAUCGACCAUACAUCGGCCGAAUCGAAUGCAUGUGGGAAACGUCAACGAAUAAUCGUAUUGUGCGCGUUAAGUGGUACUAUCAUCCGGAGGAGACAACCGGCUGUCCGAAACUAAUCUAUCCGGGAGGCCUAUUCCAAUCACCGCACGAAGACGAAAACGACGUUCAAACCAUUUCCCACAAAUGUAAAGUGUUGCCGUUCGAUCAGUACACCGAAAAGUAUGGACCGGAUCCGAAGCAAUACGAAUCCGUUUACGAUAACAAUGACACAUUUUAUCUGGCUGGCCAUUACGAUCCAACAUCGAUUGUGUUAACGCUGGAGAACCAUAUACCGUCGACGACAGCAGCCAAGACAAGUGAUAAGAAAAAGUGACAAGAAAGCAGAUUUCAAGACGCUCUAUUUGGUAGCGAACAGAAUUAAUAAAAAUGAAAAUUAUCAAAAAGAAAAUAAGAAAAAAUUGUGGUGAUCAUAACAGUGAUUUUAUUGAUAGAAACAGAGACUAUAAAAUAUAUCGUUGGUUAGUUUUGCUGAAGGAUGAAUUAAAUUAAGUAAUAACACGCUUUUCAAGUACUAGAUUUAUUAUAGCUUUAGCGAGUAACAGUUUGAAAAUUCUAAGAACUCUUUGAGGCAUCUAAUUUUACAAAACCGUGGGCAUCAAAU
This is a messenger RNA of Bradysia coprophila, 6339 nucleotides long. It is a transcript of the gene wge, whose product is annotated as BAH domain and coiled-coil containing protein winged eye. Gene Ontology annotation, molecular function: chromatin binding. NCBI's taxonomy places the organism in Eukaryota, Metazoa, Arthropoda, Insecta, Diptera, Sciaridae. The record is from RefSeq and is a predicted model, not a curated record.